Messenger RNA from Microtus oregoni (creeping vole), 1880 nucleotides. It is a transcript of the gene Stx18, whose product is annotated as syntaxin 18. The coding region runs from base 84 to 1088 and encodes 334 amino acids. The transcript is spliced from 11 exons. Gene Ontology annotation, biological process: intracellular protein transport; retrograde vesicle-mediated transport, Golgi to endoplasmic reticulum. The record is from RefSeq and is a predicted model, not a curated record. Gene Ontology annotation, cellular component: membrane; SNARE complex; endoplasmic reticulum. NCBI's taxonomy places the organism in Eukaryota, Metazoa, Chordata, Mammalia, Rodentia, Cricetidae. Gene Ontology annotation, molecular function: SNAP receptor activity.
CGUCCCCUCAGCGACCCGGUUCUUGCCGGGGUCGCCUGCUGCUGACGUGUACCGACCGGCUUCUGGCCGAGGUGUGGGUCGCCAUGGCGGUGGACAUCACACUCCUCUUCCGGGCAAGUGUCAAGACGGUGAAGACACGGAACAAGGCUCUUGGAGUGGCGGUGGGUGGCGGGGCCGAUGGCAGCCGGGAUGAGCUGUUCCGCCGAAGCCCUCGACCCAAGGGAGACUUCUCCAGCCGGGCCCGUGAAGUGAUUUCUCACAUUGGGAAGCUGAGAGAUUUUCUCCUGGAACACAGGAAGGAGUAUAUUAAUGCUUACAGCCAUACCAUGUCUGAAUAUGGGAGGAUGACGGACACAGAGCGAGACCAGAUAGACCAGGAUGCCCAGAUAUUCAUUAGGACCUGUUCAGAGGCAAUUCAACAACUCAGAACAGAAGCCCACAAGGAGAUACAUUCCCAGCAAGUGAAGGAACACAGGACUGCGGUUUUGGAUUUCGUUGAAGAUUACUUAAAAAGAGUAUGUAAGCUUUACUCUGAACAAAGAGCCAUCCGAGUUAAGCGUGUGGUGGAUAAGAAGAGACUAUCUAAGCUGGAACCUGAGCCAAAUACAAAGAGGAAAGAACCCCCGUCUGAGAAAGCCUCACAGAAUGCUUCCCAAGACUCUGAAGAAAAGCCUGCUGCCGAGGAGUUGCCAGAAAAGCCUUUGGCCGAAGCACAGCCUGAACUGGGAACCUGGGGCGAUGGCAGGGGUGAAGAUGAGCUGUCUCCAGAGGAGAUACAGAUGUUUGAACAAGAAAACCAGCGACUCAUUGGUGAAAUGAACAGCUUAUUUGAUGAAGUGAGGCAAAUUGAAGGGAAAGUUGUUGAAAUUUCCAGACUCCAAGAGAUAUUCACCGAAAAAGUUUUGCAACAGGAAACCGAGAUCGACAACAUUCACCAGUUAGUUGUGGGGGCAACGGAAAACAUCAAGGAAGGCAAUGAAGACAUCCGAGAGGCCAUCAAAAACAACGCCGGCUUCCGAGUGUGGAUCCUCUUCUUCCUUGUGAUGUGCUCCUUCUCCUUGCUCUUUCUUGACUGGUAUGAUAGCUAGCCCACAAGAGCUGCACCUGUGCCUCCUGCUGCCUCAGACACCACAUGCCAGCAUGUGUCUCAUCUGCUGCGCAGCUGUGUAAGGUCCAAGGGCUGGGGAGACGUGGCCCCCAAGCCGAUAUUUGGAACCUAUGAGACCGUGGAAAUGCAUCGAUUGAAAGUGCCCUAGACAGUCUUCAGGGGCAGAGGGUAAUGGGGCUAGGCAGUCAGGGGCUGCACCUCCAGGAGAGACCACAAGCACGGCGGGGCAGAGCAGGGCAGGGAUCUGACACACCUGCUAUCCCCAUUACAAUGCUUGGGACCUUGUCUCCUGCCCUUCCCACACCAGUAGCUUCAGGGAAGAACAGACCUAAUGUUUCUAAAGUCAUUGGUUCUUAUUUCCUUAUGGCGUCUAAUAUGUGCCGCUACGUGGCCAUUUUGUCAUAGAAAAUCAUUCACAUCUGCCUUGUCAAGCUAAUAAAUGCAAUUACAGCCACUUAUUGCAGUCAGUGAGUCUCCACCGAGCAGCUCUGGAUGCCACCUGGCCGGACAGGCACUCUGGUGCCCUCCACUCUCUCUCCUGCCCUGGCUCCCAGCAUGUGAACAGCAAAGCCAGGGCCUAGGUCAUGUGAAACCUGGCUUCCUGCCACUGGCUCUCAGAAGCUUGUGUUCCAAGAAGGGUGUGGAUUUCAGAAGAACAGGCCUUCUGCCACUGUCCCUGCACACUUUCCCCUCCAGAAGAGGCUGUGUGGUUGCCUGUUGAGAGCUAGAAGUGUACAGGACACAGCUGCAUCUUUGCACAGAUUUAUCCUGG